ACCAUAAAAAAAGAAAAAAGCAAUGUAGCGGACGGACGUCGUUGCGACUUUUCUUUCCGUCAUGCAAUAAUUUUGUCAUUCAUGAAAUCGUCGAUAAAAAUUAUUUUUAAUGGUGUCGUUAUUGUGAACAUUAGUUGGAAUAUAGGUUUAAUGAUGUGUUAGUAUUUUAUUUCGCAUAGUUCAUCACCGUAGUUCUUUAUGAUAGGUGUGUGACAAGUUAAGUUCGGUAAUGGUGGCCAUGUCAUGAAAAUCCCAACAGCCAUGGAUGAUAACUCCGUAUCUCAUCACAACGGAGGCCAAGUAGGAUCUCAAAUUGGAGUUAGUGUAAAUAACAAACAAAAUGAGGAACCUAGUCAAACUGUCCAGUAUUCAAUACCGGGCAUUUUGCAUUUUAUUCAACACGAAUGGGCGAGAUUCGAACUGGAGAGAUCACAAUGGGAGGUGGACAGAGCUGAGUUUGAGGCGCGGAUCGCCUUCCUCCAAGGCGAGAGGAAGGGUCAAGAGAAUCUAAAGAAUGACCUGGUCAGACGGAUCAAGAUGCUGGAGUAUGCGUUGAAACAGGAACGGGCCAAGUUUCACAAGUUGAAGUACGGCGUGGAGUUACAGCAGGGAGACGUUCGCCCACCACCGGAGGAGCCGCCAGCGGAGCCCGAGCCGGCCGAGAGGGCGCAGUGGAAGCAGGGACGACAACUUAUAAAACAAUACCUGCAGGAAAUUGGCUACACAGACACAAUCCUCGACGUGCGCUCGAAUCGAGUGCGCGCCCUUCUUGGACUCAACAAUGAGGAGGCCGAGAAUCCCAACUAUAGAAACUAUGAUAAGCAACAACAUGACAGAUGUGACUACGCCAUGAAUCAUAUGGUUCGCAAAUAUGAUUAUGGCAAGGAGCCGCGCAAGAGUGGCGUGUCGGCAAGCGGCGGUUUCAACGAAGAAGGCCUCUCGGUGCAGGAGACGGCCGCAGUGUUCGCCAACUUUGAGUUCCUGACCAAUCAGGAGAUGGACAUGGACGAAAUUGACGAUCUAGAUGCCAAACAAUCACACCAUGCUACUGGUAAACAAGGAGAAGAGGUAGAUCACGAGGCCGAGGAAGUGUUGAAUGAGUUGAACUUACUCACCGAGAGUGAAGCUGUUGGCGGCGGCCAGGGUGAUGAAUACCCAGUUGGCGGCAGCGCGGUGGCGACGGGGUCCGUGCCCGCGGGCGGCGCGGGCGGUGCGGGCGGCGCGGGGGCGGCGGGCGCGGGCGCGGGUGAGGCCGACGAGGAGCCGCUCGCGCUGGGCGAGCUGGCGCAGCUCACCGUCAGCAAUGAGCCCGAGGCCUACGACGUCACCAGCACCAACAAGGAGUCCUUCCGCAAGACAUGGAACGCCAAGUACACGCUGAGAUCGCACUUCGACGGAGUGCGCGCCCUCGCGUUCCACCCGACGGAGGCGGCGUUGGUGACCGCCUCGGAGGACCACACGCUGAAGCUGUGGAACCUGCAGCGCACGGUGCCGGCGAAGAAGUCUGCCGGACUCGACGUGGAGCCGCUGUACACCUUCCGCGCGCACACCGCGCCCGUGCUCUGUCUCGCCAUGGGCGCGCCGCGCUCCGAGGAGUGCUUCUCCGGCGGCCUCGACGGCACCAUCCGCGUCUGGAACCUGCCGCCGCCCACCGCCGACCCGUACGACCCUUAUGAUCCCGCAGUACAGGGCGCGGUGCUGCGCGAGCACACGGACGCGGUGUGGUCGCUGGCGAGCGCGGGCGGGCGGCUGCUGUCGUCGUCGGCGGACGGCACGGUGCGGCUGUGGGCGCCGCGCGGCGCUCGUCCCCUGCUGGCCACGCUGCGCGCCGACGAGUCGCCGCUCGCACCGCCGCCUGCGGCCGCCGACUUCGCAGACGCCGCCUCGCGGGCCGCCGUCGUCUACCGCGACGGCACGCUCUUACUCUAUGAUCUUGAAACCGGACAGCCGGUAUUGCGCGUGCCGUGUGAUAGCCCGGCGAACCGUGUGCGCUCGCACCCGACGCUGCCGCUGCUGGUGACGGCGCACGAGGACCGUCACAUCCGGUUCUGGGACGCGGUAUCCGGUAGAUGCGCGCACGCCAUGGUGGCGCACCUGGACGCCGUGACGGGUCUGGCGCUGGACCCCAACGGGUUGUUCCUGUUGUCAGGCUCGCAUGACUGCUCCGUGCGUUUGUGGAACCUCGACACCAAGACCUGCGUGCAGGAGAUUACGGCGCACCGCAAGAAGUUCGACGAGAGCAUCCUGGACGUGGCGUUCCAUCCGCUGCGGCCGUACAUAGCAAGCGCGGGAGCCGACGGACUCGCGAAGGUCUUCGUUUGAGCGUCGCCGGCGUCCGGUCUAUAUAUAGUAUAUAUUACGUAAUUUACUUUCGAUACGAACUUUAUGUAACGCAAACGCGUGUCGCGCGAACGCUCGUAGACGAGCGUCCGGUACUCUCGGAUUAUGUGUCUAGUCCCCUCGGUACGGUAACGAGUAGCGACGUAUCUGCGAUUCGACGACUGCCGUGUGUGUACGGACGGAGCCGCCGGUUCGUUUUAUCGUAUUUAAAUAUUGUAACGUAUUGGACGCGCGCUUGACGCUCAUUGUGGGCGCGUAGUGAACACUCAUCUAUGUAUAGACAUUUGAAAUCUAUUAUAAUAUAUUUUUAGACUUUCAGUAUGUGGAUUUUAGGUUUUUAUCGCGACUUUUUCACCAGUUUUAUGAUACGCAGUGAGAAUAAUGUUCGUUUCUAUGAAUCUUUAAGCGAGAACUUAUAAUAAAUAUCAUAAUAUGGACACCAACAAUGUUUCCUUGAUAAGUUUUUGAUUUACAUGUCUGUACAGUUAGUAUGUUAUACAGUAUUUGCUGAUAUUUUGCAAUGAACGAAUGGUGUUUCUUUAGCUAGGAUAUUUUAUUUAAAACGAUUGGGUUUCUCUAGAGAAUAUUUUUGUUUUAUUCAAUCAAGUUAAUAUGUUGACAAGCUCUCAUGAUAUCUUAUGAAAUGUUGAGCGGUUGAACAAAAAUAUGAUUGCGUAGAGUACUAUAUCGAAAAUAACAUAAGUAAUGUUUGUUCGUAACGAGUACUGCGUUGUAGAGUAUAUAUUAUAAAACAUUACAUAUACCUUUAUUUUCCUCGAAUUCAUACUUGUACACAUACAUCCCAAAAUUGAUAGUAAAAAGCAACAUAACCGAAUA
Messenger RNA from Manduca sexta (tobacco hornworm), 3177 nucleotides. RefSeq names its product striatin (gene Cka). Gene Ontology annotation, molecular function: protein binding. Bases 244 to 2322 code for a protein of 692 amino acids. NCBI's taxonomy places the organism in Eukaryota, Metazoa, Arthropoda, Insecta, Lepidoptera, Sphingidae. The record is from RefSeq and is a predicted model, not a curated record. The transcript has 9 exons.